This is a messenger RNA of Oncorhynchus keta (chum salmon), 344 nucleotides long. Its product is annotated as rho GDP-dissociation inhibitor 1-like. Gene Ontology annotation, biological process: Rho protein signal transduction. Gene Ontology annotation, molecular function: Rho GDP-dissociation inhibitor activity; protein binding. Gene Ontology annotation, cellular component: cytoplasm; membrane; cytosol. NCBI's taxonomy places the organism in Eukaryota, Metazoa, Chordata, Actinopteri, Salmoniformes, Salmonidae. The annotation marks the transcript as partial. The transcript is spliced from 2 exons. The record is from RefSeq and is a predicted model, not a curated record.
GUUAACAGGGAUAUUGUGUCUGGGCUGAAGUACGUCCAUCUGACCUACAGGAAAGGAAUCAGAGUGGACAAGGCGGUGUACAUGGUGGGCAGCUACGGGCCGCGGGUGGAGGAGCACGAGUUCAUGACCCCGGUGGAGGAGGCGCCCAAAGGCAUGAUUGUCAGAGGCAGCUACCACAUCAAGUCCCACUUCACCGAUGACGACAAGACCGACCACCUCUCCUGGGAGUGGAACCUGGGGAUCAAGAAGGACUGGGACGAAUAGAGAGGAGCCUCAUUUCUCUCUCCCUCCUUCCAUCUCCCUGUGUCUCCACCUCUCCCUUUCCCUUCCAUCCUUCCUUCUUA